Messenger RNA from Leptonychotes weddellii (Weddell seal), 3751 nucleotides. It is a transcript of the gene TMED5, whose product is annotated as transmembrane p24 trafficking protein 5. NCBI's taxonomy places the organism in Eukaryota, Metazoa, Chordata, Mammalia, Carnivora, Phocidae. The record is from RefSeq and is a predicted model, not a curated record.
CAUUUCCCAUAAUUACCGCUAAGACGCCCAUUGGUGGGGGAGAAGCCAUGGGAACCUGCCGCCCUGGUGUGAGGCGGAGCGCGCUCAUUCCAGGCCUGAGGGGGCCGAGACCGAGAAGGGUGCGGAAAAGGACUGCUGGCCCCGCCCCUCGGUCCCUACCCUGCGGAGGCCGGCGUUUCCCGCUCUGAGGGAUCCUGUGCCGCCGCCGCCGCGGCCGCCACCUGGUUUCUUCAGGUUCCAGGUUUCCCUGCCAACCACGAGGAGUCCAGGGAGGAAAAGCGGAGCCUAGGUGCCAAUAACCCACACUUCCCGCGUCUCUUCCAGCCCGAGAUCGCCCCGGCAGGGAUGGGCGACAAGAUCUGGCUGCUCUGCCCGGUGUUCCUCCUGGCCACUCUGUUCUCAGUGCUGCUGCCGGGGGCGGCCGGCUUCACGCCCUCCUUAGACAGCGACUUCACGUUUACCCUUCCGGCCGGCCAGAGGGAGUGUUUCUACCAGCCCAUGCCCCUGAAGGCGUCGCUGGAGAUUGAGUACCAAGUUUUAGAUGGAGCAGGAUUAGAUAUUGAUUUCCAUCUUGCCUCUCCAGAAGGAAGAACCUUAGUUUUUGAACAAAGAAAAUCAGAUGGAGUUCACACGGUAGAGACUGAAGAUGGUGACUACAUGUUCUGCUUUGAUAAUACAUUCAGCACCAUUUCUGAGAAGGUGAUUUUCUUUGAAUUAAUCCUGGAUAAUAUGGGAGAACAGGAGCAAGAACACGAGGACUGGAAGAAAUAUAUUACUGGGACAGACAUGUUGGACAUGAAACUGGAAGACAUCCUGGAAUCCAUCAACAGUAUCAAGGCCAGACUAAGCAAAAGUGGUCAUAUCCAGACUCUGCUUAGAGCAUUUGAAGCUCGUGAUCGAAACAUACAAGAAAGCAACUUUGACAGAGUCAAUUUCUGGUCUGUGGUUAACUUAGUGGUAAUGGUGGUAGUGUCAGCAAUUCAAGUUUAUAUGCUAAAGAGUCUAUUUGAAGAUAAGAGGAAAAGCAGAACUUAAAACUUUAAACUAGAGUAAUUAACAUUGGGGAAAAAAAGACGGAAAAAUGCAGUACACGGUUAUAAUCAAGACCAUUAAUAGUCUUUUCAAAAAAUGUUUUCAGGCAUUACCACAGUGUGAAACAAGUAUAAUUAUAAGGUGAAAGGAGUCUUCACUUUCGUCUGUGCAAGUAAUCUUACUGCUUCAGUUGUACUUAAGUGUAUAACAAAAAUAUUUCACAGAGUAUAGGUACAAUUGAAUGAAGCCAUAUUAAUCAGUAUUUUCCUAAGUUUGAAAAAAUCUUGCAGAUGUCAUAGGUGAUUUAAAUAAAUGAACUUUGGGCCUAAAUGCAACACCAAACAUUGUUUUUAAAAGACUGUCUUACCUAGAAGUUUCUUUGUAAAUGUGGCAACUAUAAAUUAAUUGUAUAAUUUUUCAGUAUAGUAAAUUAUAAAUCAUAUGAGAAUUACCUAAUCAUGGAUUGGAUAUAUCUUUAGAAGACAAAAACUCAACUUUUCUUUUUACAUAUAUAUCUCUCCUAUAAUGUAAAUAGAAGCAUAGCUGUGAAAAACAGAUUUGUGAGAUUUUUAUAACCAAAUAUAUUUCAAUUUAAAAUAUUAGCAAAAAGUAUUAAAUACUUAGCUUAUAUUCCCCAAAGGCCAACAUUUUAAUAAUUCUUAAAAAUGCUCAGUCAUUAUUAAAAUUGGAACAAAUUUUCUCUUUGAAAUGAAAUAGCCAAAGGCUGCUCACAGUCUCCAUAAGGACACAUUUGGUCUAGUCCUUAACUCAGAACUAGAAUUUUGAAAUUAAAUGUGAGGAAAAAAAUUUUAUUUUUAUAUUAUCUAUCAGCAGUGUUGUUAGUUUUAACAUGAUUACUGACUUGGAUAAUACAUUAUUAACAGCAGUUGUGAAGGAAAUACUGCUUAAAAAUCUGGGCCUUACAUAAAUAAGUAUCUCCUUUUCGGAGUUCUCAAAAUCAACAACAACAAUCAAUAAAGAAGAAUUUAGGUAAGCUUGAGAACAUCUGAUCAAAAUUAAGGUCCCUUAAAUAAACUGUAAGUAUCUGGAAUCUGAUUGGUUCAUCAUAAUGACCCAAUCCUAAUAUCAAUCAUGAGACUAAAUUCCAGAUAACUGAAGAAACUAUACUUGGCUAGGGUUUUAUUUUUUACAGUUGUUUUAUUCUGUUUUUAAUUGUCUUAAGUAUUCAGGUACAUUUUAUGAAACAAACUACUGUAAGGUUUAGCACUGGGUACAUACAAUUGUUAAAACUUUCACUAAAUGACCUUUCUGAUCACUUUAUUUAUUGACAUUCAAGUAAGGAUUUGAAAGCCCACAGAAUCCCAAAUUUAAAGUCAGUAUGUGAAUAACUCUAUGUAAAGUCUCUGCCAUCCUUGCUUAUUGCGAUCUGGGGAGUAUUAAAUACUGGUAAUUUAGCUACAUCAUGAAUUAAAUAGAAUUUUUAGGUUAUACCAUUUGUAAUAUUAAGACAAAUAUGAGAAAUCAACUUAAAAAUUUGAGUAUAGAACUUGUCUGUACAUUAGUACUGCUGGAAUUCUUAAUAAGCAAUGAUAUUGAGAGAAUGGUUUCAUUUACUAAUUUACAGUCAGAGUGGUACAAAAAGAGAUUUAUCUCCCUCCUUAUGCCCUUGGGAGAACAAAAAGAUUAGCUAUCCCUAUAUGAAGCUUUUAAAAAAUGAGGUAAAUGCCAUAUAUAAUUACCUUAACUGGCCAAGAAAAUGUUUGUGUCCAGGAGUAGUGCCUACAAGGGCCAACAAUCACCUAUGAAGAGACCUCCCUUUCCCCCCUUCUGUUAAACUCAUGAGAAGCAACCUUACCAUACUAUAACUAGUAAAACAGUACAGAUAUAAAGUACUGCAUCUUUUCUAUAAAACUGUGAUCAAGAACUCUACCUCUGGCUGGUUACUGUACUAUACUCUGAUUCCUUACCUAACAAUGAACUUGUUACAUUAUCUACAGAUGAUUUGUGCCACCGAUUUUAAACCUAUGAUUCAGUAACGUCUUACAAUGGCCUUAUCUGGAAAAAAGGAAUUUAGGAAUACUGAGGACAUAAUUUUAUUUUUAUAGGCACAAAAUGAAGAGUGGGAUUAAGAAGGAUGUUACUUGUAUUAACCAAAAAAAGUAUAAUUAGCAAAGAACUAAAUUCUUUAAUAUUUCUAUAGGCAUAUAGUUUAUCUGCCUGAUGGUUUUUUAAAUGUCAGUAUUCAAUUUUGAAAUUAAAAUUACGCUAAGAUUAAGCAACUUAUCAUUUAAUGACUGAUUUUGUCUUCAGUUUUUAGUUAUAUAAACUCUUAAAUUACAAUAUUUAAGGCCUAGAGUUUUACUCUUAUUUGCAUUUGGGUCAUUAAUGAUGUGCUGUUCUUUCAUGUGAAUGUCAAGGUAUAGAAGGUAAGUGAAUGUCAAGGUAUAGAAGGCAAUUAAGUGGUUGAAAUAGCAUGGAAAUAAAUUACAAAUUCAGAUGUAAUUUUAUGUUAAGUGUUUUUAUCCUUAAAUAUUGUUAUUGUCUUAAAAUUAACAAAAAUUGAGUACCUAUAAUUUUAAGCCUCCCCAAGUAAUUCUUUAUCUUAAAUUUUAAAAAAAAAGAUUCAGCAUGUAAUAACUUUUCAUCUUAAUACGCAGUGUUGCUCAAAUUUCUUUAUAGUUGUGAAUAGCCAUAUUAAAUGAGCAAUGAAUACUGUUCUGAAUAUAUAUAAUAAAAAUUACAAUCAAAGAAAAUCUUA